ACCGAAAAGGUCGCCGGGUAAUCACAAUGGCGGCCCGGUUUUGAUGCAAAAGCUAGAGACCGGCUGCCGGUAUGCUGUUAAAAUAUGCCCUUAGCCAUGCAUCCCUGUACCUAUAACACCUUCCCAUAGCCAAGUAACCUUUGUGGACUCCUUUGUGGAGCCAAAAUGCUCCGUUACAAUUGCUAGCGAGUGGUUUUCGGCUAUUUGAAGACGGGGCAAUGGGCUCUGUACGAGUCCCAAGUACGGCUCGGAAUGAGGGAGACUACGAGGAUAAAGAUUGGCCGGAUUUCGCUUGCGGAGCUGGUGCGUCCGUCAUCAAUAUAAUAUGCACAUUCCCAGCUUACAAAGUGAUGUUCAGGCAGCAAAUAGAGGCGUUAAAGCUGAACAAAGCAGUCAAACAGUUGCUUCGAGAAGGCAUCCCUAAUAUUUACCGAGGGGUCAUCCCCCCUCUGCUGCAGAGAGGCACGUCUUUGUCCAUAAUGUUCGGUGCUUAUCAUAAAUUCCAGAGAAUUCUAUCUCGGUCUUUUCCUAGUACUGGUACCGGAGUGGUGAAUGCAUCUGCGGCGAUGUUAGCUGGAACUGCUGAGGCCAUGUUGACUCCCUUCGAAAGAGUACAAAUCUUACUAUCACAUCGCGACUACAAUGAGAAGUUCUCCAACACCGCUCAUGCUUUCAAAGUUAUACGUACACAGUAUUGUUUUAAGGAAUAUUACCGUGGUUUGACUCCCAUACUAAUGCGUAAUGGACCAUCAAAUGUGUUAUUUUUUGGUCUACGUGGACGUAUUAAAGAGGUUCUACCAGAAGCCAAGACACAAGUAGGAAAUACAGUUAAUGAUUUUUUGAGUGGCGCAGUGCUGGGAGCUUGCCUGAGUACCUUGUUCUACCCGGUGAAUGUCGCUAAGAAUCAUAUGCAGAAACAACUGGGAGGGGAGUUUACCGGAUUCUUCAGGACGUUGCAAAUAGUGUAUACUGUUAGAGGCCGGAGGGUGCGAAAUAUGUAUUAUGGACUACCAUUGAAUUUUUCUAGAGCUCUUGUCUCAUGGGGAAUCAUCAAUUGCUCUUAUGAGCUACUCAAGAAGCUUAUUAUAGUAGUUAGAACCUAGGUAUUCUAUUAUGGGGUACAUGCCAAUGACUUUAUAGGAAAUUUUUGAUUGAAGAAUUUUAUACUUGGAAACAGAUUGUGUGUACCUUUCAAACGCUGCUAAAUGAUGCUAAUGCUUAAUCAAGUUUCCAUCCAUUUUGCAUUUGGUAGCUCCAAAUAAAUUGUGCUCAGAUACAAAGCACUCUAAUUGGUUAUCUUUUAGUGAAUAACGUCAACUUUGUGAAGUAACAGUUCACACACACACAUUCUGGCCAUAACAGAACAAAUACAUUGAUUCAUGUUCCUACAGUACACUAAACUCUGUAGCCAGUAAACCAGGAAUUCAAUAGCAACAAGGCAACCAUUAAGACAAUUAAUUAUUUCUUCCAAAGGUGAACACAUAUUACACUUGAUGAGAAACCUUAAUAAUGAGUUAGCCUCUACAAGAGGUUAUUUGACUUCAAUAGAGGUUCUACCUUAUAGUGUGUCUGCCUAGGACAAAGUGCUUGGUCUUGUUUCAUGUCUAUGAAUCCUGGUUGUCAGAAUGAGUGGAUAUUUUGGGAAAUUCUCACAGAACCAAAAAUGUUUAAUUGUCUCAAUAAGGGCUGCUUGAAUGAAAAACUGAAUCUCGAGUAUUUGAUGUAUUACUAGGGGGGGGGGGGGGGGAUUUUAAAUAUCAGACAAAAGGGAACAAAUUAUUGUUUGAAUUAGUCUCUAUCAGCUGCCAUUUUGUCCUUAUAGUAAAGUAACAAGUGUGAGAAAGUUUCCAUUUCAAGUAGCUGAUUUGUGGAAGCUGUUGCACAUUUGGUAAAUGAUGAAGUAAAAAAACUUUGUAUUUGGAUGGUUAUUUUGAAGCUUCAUCACAUAAUUAGGUGUGGCUGAUAAGGGCUUUUUAAUUGUUUCACUGGAUUUUAAAAGUUUUGAGCUGCUAAAAGUUUCAUGAAUUGAGACGAUCUAUUAGCACAUUAGUGUUGGCAAAUGGUAAAUCUACCAAAGUAUUUUAAAAGGAGCCCCAGGCAUCUGGAUAUACUUUGCAUAGUAGAUUCAUAGUGUUUUAAUGAUCAGCAAAAGGCUCAGCCUGCUAGCUCAAUAUAUUUAGCUAGAGGUUCUCUAGCUGUGCUUGACAAACUGAAUCGAUUUAGACUUUGAACUCUUCACGUGCCCAAACAAUUAGAUUUGACAUGGCAGGAGUGUGACUUGAAUCAGGCCUCAAUCUCCUAGCUUGUUAUAUUGGGCUAGAGGGCAGAAGUGUGACUUGAAUCAGUCCUCAAUCUGCUAGCUUGUUUUACUGGGCUAGAGGGCCUGUGAAUAAGGGGAGUGACCCAUCCAUAAUUUAAAUCAAUUCUAUAAAAAGAAAGAGUAAGCAAGCUUAGAUGAAGAAAAUAUAUUUGAUCCUUUCCCAAAAAAAUUGCCUGAUUUUUGCCAUUUUUAGAAACCAUUUGCCAGCACUAAAGAAGGGAAUUUUUUUACAAAAAGAUAUGAGUGUUCCUUCCAUCACCCAUUGUAUUCAUAAUUAUGCUUAACAGUAUCGAUGUGUUAUAUGUAUGCAGUCAAUAACAAUCAACAUUGGGCCAAACUUGAUUAUUAUUGAUUGGUAUAGGCUUAUUUUUUGUUAUUGAACUUCCCUAAUUCAAUUAUGCUAUAAGUUGAUUAUUUAUUGAAUAUUGUUAUCUAAACUAUUUACAAUUUCUAGUUUUAUUAUUCACAUAUUAGAUUGUUAUCAUUUCAAUUUGGCAUUGAUGAUGCCUGAUUAAAAACAAGAGUAUUUCAACAGUA
Molecule: messenger RNA, 2857 nt
Organism: Nematostella vectensis (starlet sea anemone)
Lineage: Eukaryota; Metazoa; Cnidaria; Anthozoa; Actiniaria; Edwardsiidae
Product: mitochondrial nicotinamide adenine dinucleotide transporter SLC25A51
Exons: 1
Coding region: 219-1103 (294 amino acids)
Source: RefSeq, a predicted model, not a curated record